AUGGAUCCCAGCCAAGGGAAAGGAAAGAGGAAAGCUCUGCUGGCGUCGGCCCCUCCCUCCUCGCCGCCGUCGUGGGUUAUUCUGGGCAGCAUCGCGCGCGUUUGCGCCGCGGACGCCGACCUCCCGCCGGGCGCCGACCUCUCCCUCGCGCUGGCGCCGUCCCCGCGCGUCUCGCUCCUCACCGUCCCGCCGCGCCUCUUCCCGGACGCCCCCACAGCCCGCAACUUCCCCGCCGUCCUCGCCGCCGACCCCUCCGGCCUCCUCCUCCACGCCAACCAGGUCCGCGCCACGGGGCCCCUGGUCACCCCGCCUCCUCCCUCCACGUUCGCCAUCCCCGAGCCCAAGCUCAUCUCGGAGCGGGCCUUCCUGAGCCUCCUCCUCCACCCCGGCGGCGGCCACCGCUACGUGGUCGCCGAGCUCCGGCUAGUCGUCGGCCGCGACCACACCUACCUCUACUGCUUCUGCUCCGACGUCAGCGAGUGGGUGGAGAAGGUGGUCCCGAGGACGAUCCCACACCGGCUGUGGGUCCCCGAUGCCGUGAUCGCGCACCACGGGAGGCUCUGGUGGGCCGACCUCUCCUUCGGCCUCGUCACCUGCGACCCCUUCGCCGACGCGCCGGUCCUGGCGUUCGUCCCGCUCCCUCCGGGCAAGGCGCUCGGCUACGGGGAGGCUGCGCGAGUGCUCGACAGGUACCGCGUCGUGGGGCUUAGCGCCGGAAAGCUGCGCUUCGUCGACAUGUACAGGAACCGUGAUCCCCGCGGCGCUCUCCAGGUCGGCGUGUGGACGCAGCCCGAUCCCGACGCCACGGAGUGGACGCUCGAGCACCAGGUCAGCCUCCCCGACAUCUGGGCCGAUCGGAGCUACAAGGCCGCGGGUCUGCCUAUGAAGAUCCCCGUGCUUGCGCUCAUCCACCCCAAGGACCCCGCCGUCGUCUACUUCUUCCUCAAGGACCACCUCUUCGGCGUCGACUUGCGCUCCCGCAGCGUCGUCGAGUGCGAGGUUUACGAGCUGGUCGCGCCGGACAGGAACCUCGUGGCCACCCGCUUCGUUCACGCUUGGGAGCUGCCGCCCUCUCUCUCCUCUUCCUCUGGUAAGACAAAACCCUUGUAUUGCACACCUCCUGACCUCCUGUCUUCUCUGAUCUGUAUCCAAUUCACCCCACUAUCUGACGUCUGUUGUUGAGGUCAUUAUCUUUGCUCGUAGUAUGACUGUAUGAUCGUUGAACGAUUUUUUGCACGUUAUUGUCGAUUGCAAUCAUGUUACUAGUAAAUUUGUGCAUAUAUGCACAUUAGCUUAUAUGAUACUAUUAUAAAUUGCUUUCUGUGAAUAAAACUGUACAGUUCAAUUGAGCUUAACACAUUGCUUACUUGGUAGUUGCUAGUAGAGCAGUCCAUGUGCACUUUUUUCUACGUACUAAAUGACUCCAGCAUGUUCUUUUCACACUGCCUAUUUUACCUGGCUUGAUCACCUAAUGGCAUGCUCUGGUUUCAUGGUUUGUUCUGCUUUGGAGAAGUGGCAGAAACAUAUGCAUGUUUCUUUUAUUUUGGCAUGGGACACGUUAUUCUUGUUUGAGUUAUCAAAUGGGGCCUGACAAGGGAUAUAGUAUAUGCUAAUGCAAUAAUAUGUCCAGUAGAUAACAAUGAGAGACGCUUAAAGUAUAUCAUAGGAAGAUAACUGCCACUGGUAAUAUUGUGCCUACUGUUUAUAAUGUUAAUGCAUAUCAUAAACAUUUACCUCUUCUUCAUCAUCUUAUAAACUUCAGUGAUGUGACUACAGGUGAUUUAUUACUACUUGAUUACUAAUUUCUUUCUCUCGCAUGCUCCUUACACUGUACAGACCGCUAUUUCUUCUUUUUCUCUUUUGCAAGUAUAGAUUUGUUCCAGGCAGGAUCAAUUUUUGUCCUCGCUGCUUCUCCAACCAAAUUUGCAAGUAUAGAUUUAGCAUCAAGUAACCGUC
Messenger RNA from Panicum virgatum (switchgrass), 1956 nucleotides. RefSeq lists its product as uncharacterized. Bases 1 to 1182 code for a protein of 393 amino acids. The record is from RefSeq and is a predicted model, not a curated record. NCBI's taxonomy places the organism in Eukaryota, Viridiplantae, Streptophyta, Magnoliopsida, Poales, Poaceae. The transcript has 3 exons.